Messenger RNA from Diversispora eburnea, 537 nucleotides. The record is from the annotation of a GenBank genome assembly. NCBI's taxonomy places the organism in Eukaryota, Fungi, Glomeromycota, Glomeromycetes, Diversisporales, Diversisporaceae.
AUGCCAGAAUUUUCUACUAUGGACAUUGUACAAUCCCGUAAUGCUAAAGUUACAAUUUUGGGUAGUGUUGCAGCACCUGGUAUAAAUAGUUGGGUUAUUAGUCUUGAUGCAAAUCUGAAGAUGGAAUUUGAGGUCUCAGCAGGCCGUAUGAAAUAUGUAGGUGUUACCAAUAAUAAUUUAAAUAAUGAAAAUGAUAAUGUACCCGAGGAGUCAAUUAUUAGUGAACCAGAGACAAGCAUUCCAAAUGAUAGUGAACAAGAUGAAGAAGAAAUAAAUAAACUUCAUAAUGCAUUUAAUGAAAAUCUUGUUAAAGCCAUUACACCUGGUAGUUUUCUUUUUAUUGACGAAUCCAUGUGUCAAUGGAUGGUCGAAAUUGAUAAAGGUCCAUUUCAACAAAAAAUACCUAGAAAACCUCAUCCAAUUGGCUGCGAAUUUAAACUCCAUGGUUCAAUAGCGGAAGAACAAUUAUUACAGAUUCAUGAUGCCCUUGAAAGUGUCUACGGAUCAUUUGUUAGUCGAACAGGAAAAUUUAGAUGA